AUGAUCAUAACCUUGGAAGAGCUAGAGAAGGCAACACAUUGUUUUGAUAAUGAUCUCGUCAUUGGAGGUGGGGGACAUGGUAUUGUUUACAAAGGGAUUUUAUCGAACCAACAUAUUGUAGCCAUCAAGAAACCCAAAAACAUGGUGCGGAUGGAGAUCAAUGAGUUUAUCAAUGAGGUAGCUAUCCUAUCACAAAUCAACCAUAGAAAUGUUGUUAAACUAUAUGGUUGUUGCCUUGAAACUGAAGUCCCAAUGUUGGUCUAUGAGUUCAUAUCUAAUGGAACCCUUUACGAGCAUAUUCAUGUAGAAGGACCAAAAUCAUUGUCUUGGGAUAACAGGUUGCGGAUAGCCAUUGAGGCAGCAAAAUCCCUAGCAUAUCUUCACUCGGCUGCUUCAAUCCCUAUAAUCGAUAGGGAUGUCAAGAGUGCUAACAUAUUGUUGGAUGAUACUCUGACGGCAAAGGUAGCAGAUUUUGGAGCUUCAAAGUACAUUCCGAUGGAUAUAUCUGGGGUUACCACAAGGGCACAAGCUUUGGAGUCGUCCUUGUGGAACUGCUAA
Molecule: messenger RNA, 558 nt
Organism: Triticum turgidum subsp. durum (durum wheat)
Lineage: Eukaryota; Viridiplantae; Streptophyta; Magnoliopsida; Poales; Poaceae
Source: the annotation of a GenBank genome assembly